AGUGACAUAGUCAACGAAAAAGAAAACAAAGCAAGAUGGCAGAAGUUGCUACUGAAGAGGCUCCCGCCGCACCAGUUGCUCCCGUUAAGACGGUGAAGAAGAAGGCAGCAAAGCCGGCGAAGAAAGCCGGACCGUCCACCAGAGACCUCGUUCUGAAGGCCGUCACCGAUUCCAAGGACCGUAAAGGCGUCUCGUAUGUGGCCUUGAAGAAAGCUCUGGCUGUGCAGGGCUGCGAGAACACCGUCGUGAUCAAACGUGCAGUGAAAGCCCUGUUGGAGAAGAAGCAGCUCGUACAUGUGACAGGGUACGGCGUCUCCGGAUCCUUCAAGGCGCCAAAGGCAGCCGAGAAGCCCAAGAAGAAGGACGCGAAGAAGGCCCCCGCUAAAGCCAAGAAACCGGCAGGGAAGAAACCCAUCGCCGCCGCUAAGAGGGUUGCGAAGCCCAAAUCAGCCAAUACGUCCUCCAAGAAGGCAGUGAGCAAAACCCCGACCAAGAAAGCUUCGGCUAAGAAAACAACCAAGAGCCCGACCAAGAAGGCAGCAGUCCUGAAAAAGAAGGCAGUAACUCCCAAGAAGAGCAAGAGCAAGCCCAAAGCCACAGCUAAGAAGCCCAAAGCCGCAGCUAAGAAGCCCAAAGCCGCAGCUAAGAAGCCAGCAGCCAAGAAGUAAAAGCUGUAAGCUUUACUUAACAAACCAAAGGCUCUUUUAAGAGCCACCCAAAUCAUCAAAAGAGUUCUCUUCCGUGUCUUGCUAAUCGUGUUUUA
Messenger RNA from Labrus mixtus (cuckoo wrasse), 763 nucleotides. RefSeq names its product histone H1-like. Bases 36 to 668 code for a protein of 210 amino acids. Lineage: Eukaryota; Metazoa; Chordata; Actinopteri; Labriformes; Labridae. Gene Ontology annotation, biological process: nucleosome assembly. Gene Ontology annotation, molecular function: DNA binding; structural constituent of chromatin. Gene Ontology annotation, cellular component: nucleosome. The record is from RefSeq and is a predicted model, not a curated record. The transcript has a single exon.